AUGUCGACCUUAGUAUCAACACCACCUGCACCUGCAACACCACCAUUGUUGGAGCUGUCCCCGAGUCAGAAAUCACUUGUAAAAGCAUGGUGGAGAAAAGUCAAUAGCAAUUUGUCUAGCGAAAAGGCCAAUCGACAUGAAAAACAAGGAGCAGUGUUCGGCAUUCCUUUGAUAGACUCACUAAAGUAUGCACAUUCAAGAAUAUCAUACUUUGAUGAAAGAACAAGCAGCCAUUGCAAUGCAAUCAUUCCAACCAUCAUUGCGAAAUGUGGGGCUUUUUUAAAAGAAAAAGCUAUUUACACAGAGGGUAUAUUUCGUUUGUCUGGAAAUGCAAAACGAAUAUCAAUGCUGCAAAUGAUCUUUGAUACACGGGCAGAUGAUUACGGGCUACAUUUGGAUUGGGAUGACUACACUGUUCAUGACGCAUCAAAUGUAAUGCGACGUUUCCUAAAUUACCUUCCAGAGCCAUUGAUCAACCUACAUUACCAAGCAUUAUUUAAGGCUGCCUUGGAUGCUGAAUUUCCUAGUUUGGAAUCAAAAAUCGAUGCGUUCCAGAACCUCAUUGAGAGACUACCAAUUGCACAUCAAUAUCUUUUGUUGUAUCUGUUGGAUCUGCUCUAUUUAUUCUCGCAAUGCGUAGAUUACACUCGAAUGGACUCGUCGUCGUUAGCAACAGCGUUUUCGCCGGUGAUUUUUCCGGAUCCCAGCCAUGCCACGAAUCCGGCAGGUUAUAAGGAAUCUCAAAGAGUGCUUGAAUUCCUCAUCUUGCAUCAGUAUAGGCUCUUUAUGCCAAAUAUAUCACAGAAUGAUAUUGAUCAAAUAUUAACCUAUCCAACAAAUUAUGAGAAAUCAACAACCUCGUCAUCAUCGCCAUUGAUAUCAUUGCCGUCAUUCAACAGACAGCGCAGACAUUCAGCCACGACAAACUCAUCAUUUGAAAGAUCCAAACCUCCAUAUUCAUUACCAUACACAUCCUCGUCAGCCUCUGAUCUAUUUUCGUUUAAUAAAAGUAGUUUGACUAACACCACCAUUGGUAGCACGAGCUCUGCCACAUUGCCAUCAUCGACAUCAUCAUCACCCUUGCCCACUACACUCAAAAGAUCCAAAACAGCUCCUAGCAGCAAAAGAAACAAUAAAUUUGGAGACGCUGACUCACCGCCAUCAUCCACAGCAUCUAAAUUCACCUUGGGCGAUGCUAAUAAUAGUUAUACAUCACUAAAUCAGAAUAAUCGCACUUUAGGUAGAUGGAAAUCAAUUAAACGUGUCGUUAAAGAGGAAGAUGAACAGCUUCCACCUUUAUCACCACCACUACCAACGACACCGUUAUCAAUCUAA
Messenger RNA from Mucor velutinosus, 1335 nucleotides. RefSeq lists its product as uncharacterized. Gene Ontology annotation, molecular function: GTPase activator activity. Gene Ontology annotation, biological process: signal transduction; activation of GTPase activity; regulation of fungal-type cell wall organization. The transcript is spliced from 7 exons. Lineage: Eukaryota; Fungi; Mucoromycota; Mucoromycetes; Mucorales; Mucoraceae. The record is from RefSeq and is a predicted model, not a curated record. Gene Ontology annotation, cellular component: cell cortex. The coding region runs from base 1 to 1335 and encodes 444 amino acids.